Molecule: messenger RNA, 894 nt
Organism: Cucurbitaria berberidis CBS 394.84
Lineage: Eukaryota; Fungi; Ascomycota; Dothideomycetes; Pleosporales; Cucurbitariaceae
Product: NAD(P)-binding protein
Exons: 2
Coding region: 1-894 (297 amino acids)
Cellular component (GO): cytosol
Molecular function (GO): oxidoreductase activity
Source: RefSeq, a predicted model, not a curated record
AUGGUUAGCUACGACGGGCCUCACCAAGGAAAUGAGAUGUUCAAGUCCUUCACCAGAACCUGGCACAGCCAACCUUACCCUGAGAUCUCGCCUUCCCGUCCCGAGCUGAGUGCUGCUGGAAAAGUCGUCUUCAUCACGGGUGGUAGUGGCGGAAUUGGUAAGGCCACGGCAAUUGCUUUCGCACAGGCUGGUGCCAAAGUCGUCGCCAUCUUCGGACGUCGCAUCAGGAAUCUGCAGUUGGCUGCUGAGGAAAUCAGCAAGGCUAAUCUCGCUGGAACCACCACUGUGGUCAUCGAGAGUGUUGACAUCAGCCAGCGUCUAGCUUUGGAGGGUGCUUUCACCAACGCUAGCGACAAAGCUGGUGGGGCCAAGGUCGACAUUCUGGUCAACAAUGCUGCUUCCCUCAAGCCACCAAACCCUCUCACUACAUACAGCGAGAAAAAGUUGCGCGAAAGUAUUGAGGAAAACUUAAUCGGCUCGUUCAACGUGGUCCAAGCGGUAGUGCCCUUGCUCGCGCCUAAAGCAAAGAUCUUGAACAUCAGCUCGGGCAUUGCACAUAUCAACCCGCUUCCCGGAUUCUGGGUUUACGCAUCGCUCAAGAUAGCUAUCAUCAAGAUGUUCGAUUUCCUCCAGGCUGAGAAUCCGGACCUCGGUGUUUUCAACAUCCAGCCUGGGGUAAUUUCAACUGAGCUCAGCCAAGUUUCCGGUUUUCAAGGGCAAGACGACGUCAUGCUCCCCGGUCAUUUCAACGUUUGGAUUGCUUCGCCUGAAGCCGAAUUCCUUAAGGGGAAAUUUGUCUGGGCCAACUGGGAUGUGGAUGAACUAAAAGCUCUUGCCAAAGAGGUUCAAGAGUCAAUGCUUUUGAGGAUAUGUUUGAAUGGCGUGCCGAUUUAG